AUGUUAACUAAAGCACGAUUACCUAAUGGAAAAGAAUGUUUUUCAUUUGGUCCAUCGUCAAUUUUUGCAUAUGAUGGUGCAAAAAUGAUUGUUGAAACAGACGAUAUCAAUAAGAAUACAAAAGUUAAUUGGCCUUAUUUUAUAUUAAAAACCGAUUAUACUCAUUAUGCAUUAACAUAUAUAUGUGUAACAAAAGGUGCUACACGAUAUGAUCCAUGUAUAGAAGAAGUAGUAGAAGUAUUCAGUCGAACAACAACCCUAGCAAAAAAAUAUUUAACUGAACUUGAUAAUUAUAUUAAAAAUAGCUUAUGUAUUGAUCUAACAAAAUUUGAACAAAAUAUAUUUGUUGUUAAUGGACAAAUCCCAUUAUCAAUUAGUGAACAUACAAAAAAUUCAUGUGAAAUAACUUUAUGUGUUUAUUUAAUAUCAAAUUCUCAUCUUGUUCUUUGUUCAACUAAUUCUAGUUUUGUCACAUGUUGGAAUACGCGUAGAAAUUUAUGUCUUCUUCAUUGGAAAGCUGAUUCAAAUGAAAUAUGUUAUAUGACAACAAAUGAAUUUCAACUUGAUGAUGAAAUUAUUAGUGGAUCAUUUGAUAAUACAUUUAGUAUAGAUAUUGUUGGUACAUCAUGUAGAUCAUUAUGGUAUAUUUGUUGGACAACACAACGAACAAAAAUUCGUCUUGUUGUUUCACAUACAGAUCGUAUAAUGGGUGUCAUACCUAUUGAAGAUACCCAUAUAGUUACCAGUAGUGUUGAUGAUACAAUAACAAUUUAUCAAUUAGAAGAUCGAAAUGAAAUUCUUCGUUUUGAUACUAAUGGAUUAAUUAUUUCUGAUGGUACAUUACAUAUUUUUAAUCUUCUUCAUGGUCAAAUAGUACUUAAAUUACAUCCACAUACACCAUCUAUUACUGCCAUUAAUGUUCCACCAAAUAUAUCAUCAUUUGCACCAGAUGGAAUAACUAUACAUAAUAAUAAUAAUAAUAAUUGGCAAUCAUAUCCACCAAAUUUAGCUUGUUUUAUUGAUCAUAAUUUAUUAAUGUAUAUUGGUUAUGGAAUAGAAAAAUCUAUACAAAUAAAUAAUCUUGAUACAAAACAAAUUAUUCGUACCAUAUCAUUAAGUCAAUGGUGUUCAUGUUUUGAUAUAUCAAAUAUUAACAAUGAUGAAAAUGAAAAUCGUUUGAUAGUAAUUAAAAGUAAAACUAAUUUUCAAUAUGCUAUACCUGUCUAA
Rotaria sordida is the source of this 1227-nucleotide messenger RNA. Lineage: Eukaryota; Metazoa; Rotifera; Eurotatoria; Philodinida; Philodinidae. The record is from the annotation of a GenBank genome assembly.